Messenger RNA from Chlorella variabilis, 3720 nucleotides. RefSeq lists its product as hypothetical. The transcript has 28 exons. The record is from RefSeq and is a predicted model, not a curated record. Lineage: Eukaryota; Viridiplantae; Chlorophyta; Trebouxiophyceae; Chlorellales; Chlorellaceae. The coding region runs from base 1 to 3720 and encodes 1239 amino acids. Gene Ontology annotation, molecular function: xanthine dehydrogenase activity; iron ion binding; 2 iron, 2 sulfur cluster binding.
AUGGCUGAGCCCGUGGCGUAUAUCAACGGCAAGCGCCAUGUGCUGCCCGCGGGACGCGCGGACCAGACCCUGCUGAGCUAUCUCCGAGACUCAGGCUUCACGGGCUGCAAGCUGGGCUGCGGCGAGGGCGGCUGCGGUGCGUGCACCGUGCUGGUGUCCAGCGCCGAGGCGGACGGCAGGCUGCACCACCGCUCAAUCAACGCCUGCCUCUGCCCCCUCUAUGCAAUUGAGGGGAUGCACGUGGUGACGGUGGAAGGGGUGGGCAACACCCGCGACGGCAUGCACCCCGUGCAAGAGCGGCUGUCCAAGGCGCACGGCUCGCAGUGCGGCUUCUGCACCCCCGGCUUUGUCAUGUCCAUGGUGGCGCUGCUGCGGGCCAAGGCGCCCGAGGCCCCCACAGAGGAGGAGAUCGAGGAGAACCUGGCGGGCAACCUCUGCCGCUGCACCGGCUACCGCCCCAUCCUCGACGCCUUCAAGGCCUUUGCCAAGGUGGACGCCGCAGCAUACACGGAGGAGGCGAUCGCCGCCAGCAAGGCCAACGGCCAUGCCGCCAACGGCGCCAACGGCGCUGCCAACGGCAAGAACGGCAAGAACGGCAACGGCCGCGUGUGCCCCUCCACGGGCCAGCCCUGCGACUGCGGGGAGAGCGACGGCAACGGCGCAAUCGUGUCGGCCAGCAAGCACAAGGAGGAGGCCUGUGGCCCGCUGACACACAUCCGCCCUGCAGUGGAGCCCAUCUUCCCGCCCGAGCUGCGCAAGCGGGCUGCGGCCGAGCUGGCGCUGCCCGGGGAGCGGUGCGCGUGGUACCGCCCCGUGACGUUGUCCCGCCUGCUGGAGCUGAAGAAGCAGUACAACGACGCCAAGCUGGUGGUGGGCAACACAGAGGUGGGCAUCGAGAUGAAGUUCAAGAGCCUCAAGUACCCGGUACUGAUCGGGGCCACCCAUGUGGAGGAGCUGAAUGCCUUUGAGGUGGACGAGGGCGGCGUGACCAUCGGCGCCUCGGUCACCCUCACCCGCAUCAUGGAAAGCUUCAAGGAGCUGAUUGCGGUGCAGCCGGCCUACAAGACCUCCACGCUGCGGGCGGUAGUGGAGCAGCUGCGCUGGUUUGCGGGGCCGCCCAUCCGCAACGCCUCGGGCAUCGGCGGCAACAUCUGCACCGCCUCUCCCAUCUCGGACCUCAACCCGGUGUGGAUGGCGGCGGGCGCCACCUUCACUCUGGCGGGUGCGGGCACGGGGGAGCGCACGGUACUUGCCAAGGACUUCUUCCUGGCGUACCGCAAGGUGGACAUGGCGCCGCACGAGAUACUGGUCAAGCUGUAUGUGCCCUUCAACCGGCAGUACGAGUAUGUCAAGGAGUUCAAGCAGGCGCACCGCCGCGAUGAUGACAUCGCCAUCGUCAACGCCUGCGUGCGCCUGGCCAUGGAGGCGCGCGGCGGGGGCUGGGUGGUGGGAGAGGCCGCCAUCGCCUACGGAGGCGUGGCGCCGCUCACCAUCAUGGCGCCCAAGACCAUGGCCGCCCUGACCGGCAAGCCCAUCGACGGCGCCGCUCUGGAGGCGGCGCUGGCGGCGGUGCAGGAGGAUGUGAAGAUGGCGCCCAACGCGCCCGGCGGCAUGGUGGAGUUCCGCCGCUCCCUGGCCGCCUCCUUCCUGUUCAAAGGCCUGCUGUUUGUGGCGCAGCAGCUGGAGGCCGAGGUUCCCGCCUUCACCUCGCCCUUCCCAGAAAACUACCGCUCAGGCAAGCGGCGGCCAUGCCCCGCCGCGGUGAAGCCUUAUGAGCGGCCCGCCUCUCACGGCCUGCAGUACUACUCUGCAGUACCAGGGGAGGACGUGGUGGGCCAGCCGUACCGCCACCAGGCAGCCGACGAGCAGGUCUGCGGUACUGCCCAGUACGUGGACGACAUCAAGCUUCCCGCCGACGCCCUCUUCGCCGCCAUUGUCGCCUCCACCAAGCCCCACGCCAAGAUUGUGAAGCUGGACACGACCGCCGCCGCCGCCAUGCCCGGCGUGCACGGCAUCUUCACCGCCAAGGAUGUGCCUGGUGGCAACGACAUUGGGCCAGUCAUCGAAGACGAGGAGCUGUUUGCCACGGACAAGGUGGUGGUGGUGGGGCAGCCGAUCGCCGUGGUGGCGGCCGAGACAGAGCGGCAGGCGCGGGAGGCGGCCAAGGCGGUGGUGGUUGAGUACGAAGACCUGACCCCUGUCAUGGAUAUCGAGGACGCGAUUGCGGCCAAGAGCUUCCUCAUGCCCUUCAGCCACUCGUUGGCCAGCGGCGACGUGGAGGCGUUCUUCGGGAGCGGGGAGGCGGAGAUGGUGCUGGAGGGAGAGGCCAAGAUGGGAGGGCAGGAGCACUUUUAUCUGGAGCCCAUGGCCUCGAUUGUCAUCCCCGCAGAAAACGACGAGUUCCUCUCCUUCUCCUCCACCCAGUGCCCCGACGCCCACCAGAAGUACCUGGCCCAUGUACUGGAUGUACCGCUGCACAAGGUGGUGGUGCGCACCAAGCGCCUGGGCGGCGGAUUCGGCGGCAAGGAGUCGCGCUCCGCCUUCCUCAACGUCGCCGCCGCAGUGCCCGCAUAUCACCUUCGCAAGCCCGUCAGGCAAGCCCCGCCUCCCGCUCGCCUGCGCCGCAACGUCAGAACAAGCCUUGCGCUGGUGCUGGACCGUGACGAGGACAUGCAGAUCACGGGCACCCGCCACCCCUUCAUGGGCCGCUACAAGGUGGCCUUCACCAAGGAGGGGAAGCUGCAGGCCAUCGACAUGCAGCUGUACUGCAACGCGGGAUACUCGUUGGACAUCAGCCACGGCGUGCUGGACCGCGCCCUCAUGCACUGCGACAACGUGUACCGCGUGCCCCACCUGCGCACCCAGGGCUACCUGUGCAUCACAAACAUCGCCUCCAACACAGCCUUCCGGGGCUACGGCGGGCCGCAGGGCAUGGUUGUCAUGGAGGACAUCAUCGACCGCGUGGCCUGCGCUGUGGGCAGGCCGGUGGAGGAGGUGAAGAAGCUGAACAUGUACAAGGAGGGCGAGGUGACGCACUUUGGGCAGAAGCUGGUGGGUUGCCAGGCGGAGGCGUGCUGGCAGGAGGUGUGGGACUCGAGCGAGUACUCGGCGCGGCGGGAGGCGGUGGCGCAGUACAAUGCAGCCCACCGCUUCCGCAAGCGCGGCCUGGCCAUCACCCCCACCAAGUUUGGCAUCUCCUUCACCACCAAGUUUUUGAACCAGGCGGGGGCGCUGGUGCACGUGUACACAGACGGCACCGUGCUGGUGACGCACGGCGGCGUGGAGAUGGGGCAGGGGCUGCACACCAAGGUGGCGCAGGUGGUGGCUCACGACCUCAAGAUCUCGCUGCAGCAGGUGUACAUCGCCGAGACCGCCACAGACAAGGUGCCCAACGCCUCCCCCACCGCCGCCUCGGCCUCCUCGGACAUGUACGGCGCCGCCGCGGCCGACGCGUGCCGCCAGCUCAACGAGCGCCUGGCGCCCUACUACGAAAAGAUGGCGGGCAAGCCGUUCAAGGAGGUGGUGCUGGCGGCCUACCUGGACCGGGUGGACCUGUGCGCCCACGGCUUCUACGCCACCCCCGACGUCACCGGCUUUGGCGGUGCCAUGCCCUUCAACUACUUCACCUACGUUGGGCUGUGCUCCUUCUCUGAGACACCAAUCGUGAUCAACCGGCUUCAAGUCGCCUGCAACUCCCACGCCGCGUGCCGCGUUGGUUGA